UUAGUUAACAGUGGAUAAAUGGUUGAAAGAGACAAAUAAGGAAGGAUAAACGGUUGUACAUUUUAGAAAAUGGGUAAAUGGUUAAAACAGCCUCAUGAUAAAGGACAUACAGUAUAACGUGUUACUUAAUAAGGGAUGAACAGUUGUAAAUGUUGAAUAAAAACAAUAAAUAACGAAACAGUUCAAAGUCAAUGUAUUGCUUAACGUUAACCAUGUCAAAUGGUUAGAAUGACAAACAUUAGCAAGUGUUUGAAAUGUUUAUACAUAUUAAGAUAAUAGUAAAAUUAUUUUUGUUAUUUUACACGCACAAAAACAAAACUUUAUAAGAGGUUUAUAACCAGUUCAUAAACAGUCUCCUGACACGUAAUUAUUAAACUACUGAGGUGUGGCCCACCUCGUCUAGCUUUAGGACCCAGUCAGACUCACGUCAAACCUCCUUGGCCAAUGAAACCUCCCUUAUUUACAGGACACAUUGUUGCUUCCUGCAUUCUGCAUCUGCGAUGAAAGAUAUACUAAACAUUAUCACUGAAGGUAGACAAAGCAUUUCCCUCUUCUGGUUCUGAGUCUCCCCACGUCCCCUCGGUUUCUGAUUGUUGUGUGUGGGGGCUGAUUCAUGUACACGAGUGGCAACACAUAAAUGCAGCUGUUUCAGACAUUUGUAACAACAUGUCAGAUUUAAGAUUUAAUUCAAUCUCUAACGUUAACUAAUUUAUCUCACAUCCGUUGAAGCUCCAGUCUGAAGGACACAGCUGCAGGAGUAUUUCCUGAAAAGACAGAAGUGCUGUCGAACAGGAUGUGCAUCACUUUUCAGAGGCGGUAGUGACACAUAGCUAGCUUUCACAAAAAGAGUGUGCUGUUGUUGAGUAUUGGCACUGAUCUUGAGUCAGGGAAAAGUAAAUGUAUUUAGAAAAUGUUUUCCACUGGUACAUUUGAAUAUAUUCAAACUGAACAAAGAGGAACCACAUUCCCUCAACAUCUAUAUAGGACAUUAUGCAAUCUGUUCAAAUCGUUUAGUGCAACUUCCUGAUUUUGUCAGUUAGAUGUGAUAUUUAGUGACUGAUUGUACUUACACGUAGGUAUUAUCUUCCAUGACGUAUAAGUAUUUUAUAAAGGAAACACAUCAAACAGAUGAAGAGUAAUAUGUAAAGAGGCAUGUAAACAGGGUUUUUUUAAAAGAGUAACAUCACACAAAAAAAAAUCCUCUCCUAUUUUGUCAAAAAAAAGUUUAAAACAACCAGAAAUGUCGUUACCUCGUGAAUGUAUAUAUAGAUAUUGUGUGUAGCUGAUUAAAUAACAUACCAACAAUAAAAAAUACCAUUUAAGUGUUGGUUAUAUUAGACUUCUUUAUCACAUUGAUUAUUUCGUCUAAAACGUUAAAUCCACAAACUGAAACCAUCUAAUGCAUCAGUGCAAUAUCUUCCUUUAAAAUGUACGUGCAAAUCAGCCAAAAAUGAGAAAUACUCAAGUUAAGCGCCACAAAAUUGUGCUUACGGACUUAGUUUCUUAAAUCAUGGAAAAACCAUGGCUGCACAGCCACUCCGCGUAUGAUUUUAUAUCUCCAUAUCUGUAUUCCCACCACGCCUGCACACUCACAGACGGCCCGCCGGAUGUUAUGAGGUGAGCGAGGUAAAAAUAGCUCUGACUUGUCGUUAGCAGUGACCAAGCCCCUCUCCGCUUGGCUCUGUCAAUCAAAGGCCGAAACAAGAUGGCAGGCAGCCGGAGCUGGGUCUUCUUUCUCACAGGCGAGUUUUAUUCUUAAAAACAACUUAACUUUGUGUAUAAUGACAUCCCUGGAUAGCUUCUUUUUUCAGUAUCUGUUGUUGGCAACAUUCGGGCCAUGAAUCAGAGGAUUGUGUGACAUCAUUCUUCAGUAUCCAGCAUCAGAAGUUUGUGUGUUGUCAAAUUUCAAUGUCACGUUUAAAAUCCUUUUGGCGUGUUCUUGACACAGUUUGCGCGGUCACCUUGUGUGAGGCCAAUGCAGAGAGCAAAGUCACCAUCCCCGUGGGGAGGUUCUUCACAUAUGAGCUGCUCAGAGAGACUUUCCAGAACGACUUUGAGCCUUUGUCUAAGCUCUACAGUGGGUACUUGUACGAUGACCCCAUGAUUUUUAAGUGCAACCGGCAGAAUUACCCAGACCUCCCAGAGUGGCUGCGCUUCACCCAGAGGCAUCCCUACGAUAAUGGCUUUCUAUACGGCACGCCGACAUCUCCUGGAAAAAGUGUAAUUGAGAUCUACGCCAUCAACAAACGGAGCUAUGAAGCAACCAGACUCAUACUCGUUAUCAAAGCCACAGCGGAGAAGAUGCUGCCCUUCCAAGCAGAGUUCUUCCUCAAGCUGAGGGAGAUUGAGAAGGUGCUGCCCUCUUCUGUCCAGGACGAGAUAAAGCAGGACGUACAGAACAUGUGGGACGCCGAGGCCUUGGAAAUCGUCAAUGUCACCAGCGCCCUCGACCGCGGCGGCAGAGUUCCCCUCCCCCUGCCGGGACACUUUGAAGGUGUGUACGUGAAGGUGGGGUCGGAGCAGUACUUCUCACAUUGUCUGCUGAGUGUGAAGACAACAGAGCAUCAAAAGCAGUGCAGAGAAGGGGACACGGUCAAGGCCCCAAAAGGCUGCGAAUUCUGCAGCAUUCCCGCCAACUGCAUCACCUGGUGCCAGACGCAGCUGUUUGAUCUGACGAAGAGGAAGCCGGUUCCUCCUCCUCCCACCGUGGGUUCGGGGAUCCUGGAGGACGGCGGCGACUUCAGCCCCCCCGAGUCUCCUCCGAGCAGAGACUUCUUCCCGGACUACAUCGUGACGGUGAUCGUGCCCCUGGUGCUCGCCAUCGUCCUCUGUCUGCUGCUGGCCUACAUCAUGUUUGGAAGACGAGAGGGAGUUGCAAAAAGGAAUGCAAGAACAAACCAAAUUCAGCUGUACCACCACCACACUAUUCACGGGAACGCCGACGAGCUGAGGAACAUGGCCGGAGACCGCGGCGCUCCUCCACCUCUGUCCACGCGGUCCAUGUUCAACAGCCGGACCGGAGACAGAGCUUCACCGCUGCAGUCGGACAGCCCCAGCAUCCCCCUCAUCAUGGCCCAGCAUGAUCCGUACUGUGACACGCUGCCCAGGAAAUGAAAUGAAAUGAAGAGUCAUUCAUCCAGCUUUUGGUUCUAUAUUUGCAGUGAGAUGUAUCUUAUUUGAUCUUUCGUGCCAUUAGAAUAGAAUAAAAGUUGUUUGUUUCUUUGUUAUUUGCCAUUCAUAAUAUGAUAUAUUCCAUCGUUUGCUACCAAUAAAAAAAUACUAAAAGCCA
Molecule: messenger RNA, 3289 nt
Organism: Gasterosteus aculeatus aculeatus (three-spined stickleback)
Lineage: Eukaryota; Metazoa; Chordata; Actinopteri; Perciformes; Gasterosteidae
Source: RefSeq, a predicted model, not a curated record